This is a messenger RNA of Fulvia fulva, 1395 nucleotides long. RefSeq names its product MIOREX complex component 10. The record is from RefSeq and is a predicted model, not a curated record. The transcript has a single exon. Gene Ontology annotation, biological process: positive regulation of mitochondrial translation. NCBI's taxonomy places the organism in Eukaryota, Fungi, Ascomycota, Dothideomycetes, Mycosphaerellales, Mycosphaerellaceae. Bases 1 to 1395 code for a protein of 464 amino acids.
AUGCACAAUCAGGCUGCGACGUUGGCAGGCUUCGCCGUCAUAGCAAGCCGGAGCUGGACGACCGCAUCGCCGCCUCUCCAAAGCAUCGGCGCCGGCUCUGCCACCGCUUUGCCUUUCCGCUCUGCUACGACGAUGGCAUCGACAUCUGCAGCUCACGCGCGCAAGAUGCCCCGCAAUCACUUCACGUCCAGUCGAACAUCGCGGCAGGACGAUGGCCAGCACCCAAAGCGCAAAGCCGCGACAAAGCAUGCGACCAAGAACUCGCUACGGAAGGUGGCAUUAGAUGCUCAGAGAUCGAGACUGGUGGUCCGAAGAAGUGGAAAGACACGAUAUGUCCAUCCGGAAGCAGACACCAAAGAUGUGACAGCAUACUGCGCAGCAGAAACAUACAACCUGAGCAGGGCGAGGUGGGAGCUGCAGCGAGAAGGACAUGCGCCAGACCCAUGCGGGACACGCCUCUUCCCUCAGGUCUUGCACUUCCAAACGCAGAACUCUGUUGUCAAAGAGCAAGACAGCGGCGGAGAGAGACCACAAGGUGCGGGCGAUGUAUUCGUCUUUCCUAGUGGAUGUGUCGUGACUUGGAAUGUCCCGGAACUGCUCGCACGAAAGAUUGUGACGAGAUACCUGCCAGUCGCCGCUGGUGACACAGGACACCUCGACAAGAUGGAGAUUGAAGAUCUAGAGUAUAUCGAGGACGAGUCCAAAGAAAGCAGCCGCAUCAUCGGGGACACGAUCAUAUUGGGCACCAAACCUAGUGACCACUACAACCUCGACAGCAGCCCAGAAAGUGCCAUUCUCGACAACGACGAAUCCCGCACCCCCGAAGUCGACACAAUCCUCGCCAAAAUCGCCUUCUCCUCCGCCCUAGCCCGCUCCACCAAACUCGCCGUCCUCGAAAACAGCCUCUCCCACUACUUCUCCACCACCCGCAACAUCCCCCUAACCCUCGCAUCCGGCAAGAAACUCAAGAUAAACCGCUCGCAAAUCCUCCAAAAGACCGGCGAGCUCCUCCUCAUACGCGCGCAGCUCAACCUAUACUCCGAACUUACGGACAGCUUACCGGAUCUCUUCUGGGACAGUCCCCACGAGCUAGGCCUGGAGGGGUACUAUGAAAUGGUCGGACGUGCACUGGACGUGGGCGUGAGGAUUAAAGUGUUGAAUGAGAAGAUGGAUUAUGCCAGUGAGAUUGCUGGAGUUUUGAGUCAGAGGCUUAGUGAGAAGCAUUCGAGUAUGUUGGAGUGGACGAUUAUUUUGCUGAUUUGUAUCGAGGUCGGGUUUGGGAUUGUGCAUUUGUCGAGGGAGAGUAAGAUGAUGGAUGAGAUGGACGAGGAGAAGAGGACGAGGGAGUUGUUGCAGGUCUGGCUGCAGAGGGAGGUGAAGGGGAAGGAGGUGUAG